AUGAAAUCACACGUCUCUACAUUUUCAGAAACCAUUUUCGCUGUCGACAAAAGUGGGGGAAGAAUGAUUCUUGAUUUUAUUUACCACACCUCUGUGGAAGUGCUUAUACCUGAUAUUGGAUCUGACGAAACUCAAAUAAUAGAGGUGGCAGGGGCAUGCUUUGGGUUAGGACAUCGAGGUUUGGGUGGGCCAGACGAUGCAGUCGUGGCUGGUGGGCAUGCGAGUCUGGGUCGGCCACGGUAA
Dovyalis caffra is the source of this 243-nucleotide messenger RNA. Lineage: Eukaryota; Viridiplantae; Streptophyta; Magnoliopsida; Malpighiales; Salicaceae. The record is from the annotation of a GenBank genome assembly.